AUGGCCAAUGGUCCCGGCUUCGAUGUGGGGAGUCCGGAGCCGGACAGUCAUUGCCCUGAUGAGGAGGCCGUCGACGCAAUGGCUCGUCACCCGAGUUCCCCAUCAGCCCACAGCGCGAUAUUCGGCACUUCAGACCUCUCCUCUUCUGACAAGCCGCCCGGUGACCAAGAUCCUCGGUCUCCCGGAAAUAUCCUGCCGCCCACAUCUCUGUCUGCGGCGGCUGAAACCCCUCCAUUGAGUGGCCAGCAUGCCCAGAUCGUCACACGCAGUGGGACAUUGCAGGUGGCUGAAGAUGGCCACAGCAGGUAUUUCGGAGCAACAAGUAAUCUAAACCUGAUCCAUAAUGGCCCAUACUCAUCCUUCUGCCCCUCUCUCAAGAACCUUCGUGUCGAUGGCGAGCUCGCCAUUAAGAGUGCGAGUCUGCAAUGGGCUGGCGACCUGGCCUAUGAGUCCCAUCUAUGGGAAUGCUAUCUCACAUGGCUGAACCCUCUGACAAGCCUCGUUGAACAAAGUCUCUUUGAUCAAGACAAGGAGAAUUUCUUAUCCGCGCAGGACAACGAUUUUUACUCGCCUGCCUUGGAAAAUGCAAUCUUCUCCACAGGCGCCAUACAUACAACGCGCCAACACCCUUCUAUCAUAGGCGACGCAUGCAAAUUCUUCGCCAGUAGAGCGAAGGUUUACCUUGACCUUGAACUUCAAACGCCAACAACAGCAACGCUCCAAGCUCUUGUUCUGCUCUGCGAACAUGAAGCUGCCCAGGGUAGAGAUAGCCAAGGCUGGAUAUACUCAGGAAUGGCAACCCGAAUUCUAUCUGAUCUGGGGCUCCAGUUUCAUCGCACCUCUUCAGAUGGAACCGAGAGCUGCGGCGCUGAUAUCUCAGACGCAAAAGCCCGGGUCUUCUGGUCGGUUGUUCACCUUGACACGUAUCAUAGCAAAGAAGCCUCUCGAGAGUCUCUGUCUAAGUUUGCAGCGCAGAUGGACGCGUCACUCCGAGAUUGGGUGGUUUCACUUCCACAAUCUCUACAAUUUACAUCAACUCAAGGUGACCAAUCCCCAGAUCCCGUUGUGUUGCAGUUACAGUAG
Molecule: messenger RNA, 1083 nt
Organism: Fusarium vanettenii 77-13-4
Lineage: Eukaryota; Fungi; Ascomycota; Sordariomycetes; Hypocreales; Nectriaceae
Exons: 5
Coding region: 1-1083 (360 amino acids)
Biological process (GO): DNA-templated transcription
Molecular function (GO): zinc ion binding; DNA binding
Source: RefSeq, a predicted model, not a curated record